Messenger RNA from Chionomys nivalis (European snow vole), 1905 nucleotides. It is a transcript of the gene Shf, whose product is annotated as Src homology 2 domain containing F. The record is from RefSeq and is a predicted model, not a curated record. NCBI's taxonomy places the organism in Eukaryota, Metazoa, Chordata, Mammalia, Rodentia, Cricetidae. The coding region runs from base 6 to 1469 and encodes 487 amino acids. The transcript is spliced from 7 exons. Gene Ontology annotation, molecular function: phosphotyrosine residue binding.
ACCCCAUGCUACUGAGCGGAGCUCCUCCUCCGGGCUCCGGCCCCGGGCCGCGGGCGCAGGGCAGCGCCGGGGGCGGCCCCGGGGGAUCUCGCCGCGGGGCUGGGGGUGCGGGGACUGGCCCGGGAGGGGGCGGCAGCGGCGGAGUCGCAAAGUGGCUGCGGGAACACCUUGGCUUUCGUGGGGGCAGCGGCGGAGGGGGCGCCAAGCCCGCCCCCCCAGAGCCCGACUACCGCCCCCCAGCGCCCUGCCCGGCCGCGCCCCCUGCGCCGCCCCCGGACAUCCUGGCCGCCUACAGGCUGCAGCGUGACCGCGACUUUGAGGACCCCUACUCCGGGAGCUCGUCCGUGUCUGCCGCCCUUUCCACCCCCGCCGCCCCUGGCCCCACUCCGCCCCCGCGCCACGGCUCACCCCCGCACCGCCUCAUUCGAGUCGAAACCCCCGGCCCCCCAGCGCCCCCUCCGGAGGAGCGGAUCUCCGGACCCCAUGCCAGCAGCGACAGGUUGGCAAUCCUAGAAGACUAUGCAGACCCGUUUGAUGUUCAGGACACUGCCGAAGGCUCAGGAGGAACUUCAGUUGUUCCAGAGAAGGUCCCUGAAAAUGAUGGCUACAUGGAGCCUUAUGAAGCCCAAAAGAUGAUGGCUGAGAUCCGGGGUUCUAAGGAGACUGCAGCCCAGCCCCUACCUCUCUAUGACACACCCUAUGAACCAGAGGAUGAGGGGGGCAGCCCAGAAGCUGAGGGGACUCCCUGGCCCAGGGAAUCCCGCCUGCCGGAGGAUGAUGAGAGGCCUCCAGAAGAGUAUGACCAGCCCUGGGAGUGGAAGAAGGAACGGAUUUCCAAAGCCUUCGCUGUUGACAUAAAGGUCAUCAAAGACCUACCUUGGCCUCCGCCUGUGGGACAGCUGGACAGCAGCCCCUCCCUGCCUGACGGGGACAGGGACAUCUCCGGUCCAGCUUCACCCCUCCCAGAGCCCAGCCUGGAGGACAGCAGCGCCCAGUUUGAAGGAUCGGAGAAGAACUGCCUGUCGCCUGGCCGGGAGGAGAAGGGGCGGCUACCUCCCCGGCUUUCUGCUGGGAACCCCAAGUCAGCCAAGUCCCUAGGCGUGGAGCCCAGCAGCCCUCUGGGGGAGUGGACAGAUCCAGCACUGCCUCUGGAAAACCAGGUCUGGUACCACGGGGCAAUCAGCCGCACAGACGCCGAGAACCUUCUUCGGCUGUGCAAAGAGGCCAGCUACCUGGUGCGCAACAGUGAGACCAGCAAGAAUGACUUCUCUCUCUCCCUCAAGAGCAGUCAGGGCUUCAUGCACAUGAAGCUGUCCCGGACCAAGGAACACAAGUACGUGUUGGGCCAGAACAGCCCACCCUUCAGCAGCGUCCCUGAAAUCGUGCACCACUACGCCAGCCGCAAGCUGCCCAUAAAGGGGGCGGAACACAUGUCCCUGCUCUACCCUGUGGCCAUCCGGACUCUGUAGAUGUGAGACCAGGGCACUAUGAUAGUGGAGCCAGCCUUUGCCACCUGCCCGAGGGCUGUGGUUCUUACCAAGGACAUGAUGUCACGAACCUGGCUUCCCCUUGUCCUACGACCUAGUAGGCGCUGAAGAUUCCUUAAUUUAUUGUAAAGGGGAAGGAAUCCUGGGCCUUGGAGUAAAGGGGCGGUGUGGGGCUGGGAACAGAGGAAAGCCUGAGGAGGAAGGAGGCUCCCGCGCCACCGUCCUCUGCCCCCUCCCCUCUCUCCAUCCCUCAGCCCCGGUCCCCAGAGGGCCCUCCCGGGCCCCGGGCCAGAGGCUCGGCCAGGCACGGCCGCCGGCGCCGCCCAGGGGCUGACGGGAGGGGCGGGAGCGAGCGCAGACUGUUUAUAAACCCGCGCCGGAGCCGCCGCCGGCCGCCUGCGAAAAUCACUGUCGAAGC